Messenger RNA from Spizellomyces punctatus DAOM BR117, 1126 nucleotides. RefSeq lists its product as uncharacterized. Lineage: Eukaryota; Fungi; Chytridiomycota; Chytridiomycetes; Spizellomycetales; Spizellomycetaceae. Gene Ontology annotation, biological process: fatty acid beta-oxidation. The record is from RefSeq and is a predicted model, not a curated record. Gene Ontology annotation, cellular component: peroxisomal matrix. The transcript has 10 exons. Bases 90 to 902 code for a protein of 270 amino acids.
CUUCACAGCUCACUUUCCCGCGACGACAUUCCUUCAACGGCCAUCUUCUUCCUAGCUCCAGGUACCCAGACUUUAUAGACAAACGCACCAUGGCCGCAUUUCAGACAUUGGCAUACUCUGAGGCAGAUGGAAUAGCUACUAUUACGCUAAAUCGGCCAAAGCACCUGAAUGCUUUCACGACUGUCAUGUACACUGAACUUCCGAUAGCGUUGAAGCGCGCAGCGGACAGCCCAGCGGUCGUCCUCACGCUCCUUACCGGUGCAGGACGCUUGUUCAGCAGUGGAGCAGAUGUAACCGAAGGGAUACCAGGAACCAUUCCGCCUCUGUCUGAUACCGAUGCUUCACGAGAGUUCUAUCGCCGACGCUUUGAUGGCACAAUUGUGCGUUGCGGUUUGGCGUUAGCGGAGCAUCCCAAGGUAUUGGUAGUGGCAUUGAAUGGUCCAGUGGUAGGCAUUGCAGCAGCUCUAAUAAGCCACGGGGAUAUCAUUUACGCCGCUGAAUCGGCGACUUUACACGCACCCUUCUCGUCUCUUGCCAUUUCACCCGAGGGAGGGUCGUCCUUCGCCUUCACUCAACGACUGGGAUAUCCAAAAGCCAUGGAAGCAUUGCUAUUUUCGCGCAAAUUUACGGCGCAAGAACUGGAGGCGAUUGGAUUCGUAAACAAAGUAUUUCCACUUGAAGGAUUCCAGGACAAUGUGCGUAAAACGCUACUGGCCACUAUCAAGACGGUCGUACCAGCGUCUUUGAUUACGACCAAGAGACUGGUCAAGUCCAAUUUCCAGCGCGAGCAAAUCGCGAGCAUCCACAAUGAAGCCAAGGAACUCACCGAACGCUUCGUUUCCGGUGACCCACAAAAAGUGUUCAGCGCUCUUGCAGCCAAGUACAGCAAAAGCAAAUUGUAAGGUGCAUAUCUGCUACCUUGGAUGCACAUGUACUUCUGUUCGUAUGACCGUUUUGUAAUCUAUGUACAUUGGGAAUUUAGAAUCAUUUGAAGACGGGCUUUGACCCGUUUUUCAAUUGACUGGCAAGAGACUCUGCAGUGGUUGCAUAAUUUCCUGAUAAUAUUCGGAAAAAUCGUAGAUAUCAUAAUAAUACUAUCUAUGUUCAUCUCGUGGCCGGGUUACAA